GCGGGAUUUGUAGCAGCAGCGUUUCCGAAAAUACACAGCCCUUUCCUCUUCUCUCCAGUGUCGUGCUAUUAAUCGGAGUAGUCGCCAAUUAUUUCUCUAGAUUUCACUACUGUAUCAUUUUUAUUGCAGGUAUUUAAUUCCGACAUUCAUUUUUUUUGCAAUUUAGCAGUAACAUACAGCUAUCUUCUGCUGGAGAAUAUUUACGUAGCUUUUUCGACACAACCACAGGGUGUCUGUUUUGCUGUGAUGUCCAGUACAGCUGUGUAAAGUAAUGAAAUAUCAAAGCAGUCCAUGGGUUUGUUGGGACUUCAUCAUGACACUGUGAUUGAGUCUCUUAACAAAGACGCACAUGGCAACUGCCAAAAAAGCUUCCUCUAAGGUGGGAGGCAUUCGCUUUGCUGAAGCCAAUGCUGAUUCUGCUGCUCACUCCCACGUGCACUUUGAUGAGAAGCUACAUGAUUCUGUUGUCAUGGUGAUUCCUGAGUCUGAUGGGAACUUCUUGGUUAAGGUGGGCUUCUUGAAGACUCAACACAGGUAUGAAAUUGUCUUCACACUUCCAGAACUCCCAGGACUUGGGAAAGAUAUGUGUCCAGCUCCUGUGCCCAACCCAUACCUUCAGAUAAAAGAUCUUACUUCUGCUCCUUGUGGAGGUUUAAAAGUGACUUGUGAAUAUGUGGCUCACAAGGAGGGGGUGCUGUGUGAGGAGAUGCUAAUAGUCAGUGAAACCAAAGAGGAUGUGUGUCUGAAGGUGAAAGUUCAUGCCCGUGUUAUGGAUCGACAUCAUGGGACACCGAUGUUGUUAGAAGGGGUACGGUGUGUUGGAGCUGAGCUUGAGUAUGACUCAGAACAAAGUGAUUGGCAAGGAUUCGACUAAGUGGUGAACUAUUCUUUUCAGAUAUUCAUACUGAUAGUGUAUUUGUUUGAAUAAACAAACACACACACACACACACAUUGUAUUCAUGGUAUUGUACAAACGUUUUGGGCAUUCUAAAGUUUGUCAUUAAAGAAAGCAUCAUCUUAUAUUACUGAACACUUUUCAGACAAAAACCUGCAGCUGCAAGCAUGCAAAAAAGUCAUAGUCUCCAGAAGAACUGCAGUAGGUUCUCCAAGAUUCUCAGUAAAACUUGCCAGCCCCUUUUCCUGUACACAAAGCAUACAGUACACAAAGUGUUUUAUGUAGAAAUGUUUUAUUGCUUCUUUACCUUAGAGCAGCACUUUGGAUGUCCCUUGUACUUUUGCACUUUGUGUGUUUGUGUGUGUGUGUGUGUGUUUUCAUUUGUCCAUUCAUAAUUUUUUUUCUUUCUUUCAGGGGAUGGGGCAAGGUAAUUGUAUUUUUGUAUGUAUUUUUUCCCACUAUAACUUAUGACAGUUGGUACAGACUACAAACAAGUUACUCUUUACAUUAUAGAAAACCAGUACAUAAAUUGAGAACUGGUUGAUCUCACAAAAACGGUAAACAUAUACUGUAUUCGCCUUUUCUUAGGCAUUGAUGAACAUUGUCAUUUUACUGUUGUAGAAAUAUAAGCCAUGGAUUGUCAUAUUUCCUCAUGUCUCACAUGGUACACAUCAAGGGCUUAUUCAUUACAUAAAAUGUAUUAUUCUUUUCUUAUAUAAAGUUAAUGGUUUAUAUAAAUUUAAAUAAACCUCAGUGCCUGAGUCAUGUUUUAUUUUAUUUUGAAUUUUCCAUAAGGCCCAGUAACUGUAUUGUCUCAAAUUAAUGCAGAAUGUCAGAGGCCUUACUUAUGCAUAGUAAUGUGACAUUUUCUUGUUAGUAUCUCUACUUUAAUGGUUGUUAGAGGUUCUUGAUUGUGAAUGCAUGUAAUUUGUGCAACAUGAUUUUUCAAAGAUUGUAUGUGACGUUGAGUGUUUGUAUGUUAAAGAAAUUUGAAUGUAAAAUCAUCUGGUUUGAUAUAAAUACAACACAAGUUCAUUGAAA
Messenger RNA from Tachysurus fulvidraco (yellow catfish), 1936 nucleotides. It is a transcript of the gene adisspb, whose product is annotated as chromosome 1 C20orf27 homolog. Lineage: Eukaryota; Metazoa; Chordata; Actinopteri; Siluriformes; Bagridae. The transcript is spliced from 7 exons. The record is from RefSeq and is a predicted model, not a curated record. The coding region runs from base 350 to 874 and encodes 174 amino acids.